CUCGACAAAUUAGACCUAACAAAGGCAGAUACUUGCUCAGCCCCCCUGAAACACAUGUCAUUGAUCAAUCGCCCUCGUGUUACAGUCAACGGAAUCAGAAGAAUGAGAACUUUUCAUUACUUCUGGUGUCAAAAUUGCCAGCGUACGUUAAGGUUAACCUCCUUAAACCGACUUGAAAUCUUUUGUCCGCAUUGCUUUAGGGAAAUAAAUCAUGAGCUAGAUGUAUCAAGGCCCAGGCUUAUUGCUGAUCUAUCUGGCUUAGAGCCGUCUCCAGGUGCACGGUUGUUGGACUCUUUGGCGCAAAUGCUCGAUCGUCCUACAAGGCGGCAGGAUGCUGAUUUUGGUAGAAGAAUCAGAUGGGUACCUGGAAGUGCCAAUGGACCUUGGAUUACCCUCCAGUUUGUGGAUCCUCCAAGCCUGCAAAGACCUGCUAUCGCGGCACCACGGCCUGUUGUUCCUCCAAGUAAUAGUAGUGAUAACAGAAGCCAUAUUGACAAUUUUGGUAACGAUGAAGAUGAUCUGCUCCUUCAAGAUACGACACAUACUGAACUGCUAGGGCCACCUCCUGCACCAGUUUCGGCAAUUGAAGCGUUGCCGGUGGUGAAAAUCACUGAACAACAUUUGAUGAACGACAUGCAUUGUCCUGUAUGUAAGGAGAUAUUUGAGGUUGGUGGUGACGUGAUGGAGCUACCGUGCAAGCAUUUGUACCAUUCUGAUUGCAUUGUUCGUUGGCUGAACUUGCAUAAUACUUGCCCAGUUUGCCGGUAUGAGCUAUGUGACGAAUCUGACAAAGAUCUUCCAGGUGAAAAUGCUGAGUUUUUUGUCUUUGAAGAGCUGACAAACAGCAUAAAUUGGCUGAGGAAUCAGCUCCAUUCUUUACAGCCGAUUCGUGCAUUUUCUGAUUGGACACAGCGAUACCUUGAUUUCUUAGACAGUAGACUUGCUACUUCGCGUGGAGCCAGCUCUUGGUGGCGUUCUUGGUUCAUUUUUUAACUCUGAAUUCCAAAUGCCUCCCAGCUUUAAAGCUGUACAUAUUAGCCUCAUAAUUGAAUCAUUUCUUAGGCAGGUAUGUCCAUCUACCAUUAAUUUUUAAAGGUAGCAGGGAUGAAAGAUAUCGAACCAGCUUACCAGGUAUGUGAUACGUAAAUUUCUUUAUUUUUCUACUUUGAUGUCCUUAAAAUGCCUCCAUUUUCCUAACCCAAGUUUUUGUUUCUUAUUUAGCAGUUGCAAAAAUGACUACAUCUGCUAUAAGAAUAGUUCCAUUUGUUCUAAUGUUUCUCUCUUCUGUCAAUUGUUACAUUUUCAUACAUAUUAAAAAAAUAUUUAUGCAUGGUUCUAGGUGAAGGAGGAUCUUCAUAUUUGAUCUUCCUAGCGUGAUCAAGGUUGGGAGAAUGAAGAGAGUAGUUUGAGAAAGAGAAGCCUUGAGAGUUGGCUGUAAAAACAAACAUGUUGUCACUGUAAUGCCAUUAAUUGAUAGAAUCAAUGGCAGAGCUACCUUAGGGCCAGUAGGGGCCUUCACCCCUUUGGAUAUUAAAUUUAUUAUUUAUUAUAAAUGGUAUAUGCUUUGUGUAAAAUAAUUUGAAAGCUCUAUAUAUCCAUGCCAUAAGAUCAGAAAUAUCCCAUUUUCAU
Messenger RNA from Populus trichocarpa (black cottonwood), 1629 nucleotides. Its product is annotated as E3 ubiquitin-protein ligase RZF1. The coding region runs from base 55 to 993 and encodes 312 amino acids. Gene Ontology annotation, biological process: protein ubiquitination. Lineage: Eukaryota; Viridiplantae; Streptophyta; Magnoliopsida; Malpighiales; Salicaceae. The record is from RefSeq and is a predicted model, not a curated record. The transcript has 2 exons. Gene Ontology annotation, molecular function: ubiquitin protein ligase activity. Gene Ontology annotation, cellular component: cytoplasm.